Messenger RNA from Fulvia fulva, 978 nucleotides. Its product is annotated as RNA exonuclease 4. The transcript has a single exon. The coding region runs from base 1 to 978 and encodes 325 amino acids. Gene Ontology annotation, molecular function: exonuclease activity; nucleic acid binding. NCBI's taxonomy places the organism in Eukaryota, Fungi, Ascomycota, Dothideomycetes, Mycosphaerellales, Mycosphaerellaceae. The record is from RefSeq and is a predicted model, not a curated record. Gene Ontology annotation, cellular component: nucleus.
AUGGCGAGCAAGCGUCCCACUGCUCGCGGUGUCGAGACUGCCUCCGAGGAGUACAUCAUCCUCGACAAGAAUGGGAAGCCUACCUUGAACCCUCGCCUACACUUCUUCGCUCGUAGUCGAGCUAAGCAACCAGUUCUAUUCUGGCACCUCCUCACCAAGUACCUCGCACUCGACAUCGAGUUCCAGCGAGUCAAGAUCGCCGGCCGUGACAAGCAAGUCCAUCGCAUCGGCAGAUUAACAGUCAUCAAUAAGGAUGGAGAGGUGAUCUACGAUGUAUUCGUGUGGUACCCAGAGCUUCAUGGCCACACCAAGACCCUCUCUGCACGAUGGAGACGUCUCGGUGUGUACUGGGAGGACAUCCAGAUUGAGAAUGGCGCCGUGCCAGUUGGGGAAGUCGAGCAGAACUUACGUGCCAUGCUCGAGGGACGCAUUGUCAUUGGCCAUGCUAUCGAGAACGAUAUCAAGGUAUGCAGCCCAUUUGUCUGGGAAGGCAUCGAGAUCCGCAACACCCAGAAGCACAAGUACUACCAGCAGCUUCUCGGUAUACGCCAGCCUGGACUGGCUCGACUGGCUCCUCACGUCGUUGGCCACGCCAUUCAAGGCAAGGAGCACUGCAGCUGCGAAGACGGAUGCACUACCUUGGCCCUGUGGAAGUACCGCCGAGGAGCCAUGGAGGAAGAGCAGGCUGGCUGGAUCUACCGCGGCGCUGCUACCGAAGAGGAAGAUCUCGACUUCGGCGACGCGGAUUUCGAAGACACAUAUUACGAAGAUGAGGAGAACGAAGCUAUCCGAGAGGAACUCACUACAUACGCCGCAGAACUCGCGAAGAUGCCACUCCCUGAUUCAUCGUCUUUUUGGCAAGCUGGAGCUGCUCAGGCAAAGCAAUCAGAGACCACGAGCUACAACAUCCAGUCCACUCCGAAGGUCACUACGCAACGGCGUCAACCCACUUCAACUGCAAAGACUGCGACCAAGUAG